UUUUUGUUUUAUCAUUCGAUGGUGGGAUAUUGACUCGAGUUUAUGUACUAGCAUUUGUUUGUGCACACGUAUUUUUUUUGCAUCAAAUUAUUGAUCUACUUGAUAUCUAAUUUCGUAUUAUCUGAUAUAAACUACAACUGUUGAAAAUGCAGAUUUUCGUAAAAACCUUGACUGGAAAAACCAUCACCCUCGAGGUAGAGGCUUCUGAUACAAUUGAAAAUGUAAAAGCUAAAAUCCAAGAUAAGGAAGGAAUUCCUCCAGAUCAACAACGUUUGAUUUUUGCUGGUAAACAACUUGAAGAUGGUAGAACUUUGUCAGAUUACAACAUUCAGAAAGAAUCUACUCUCCAUCUCGUACUUCGUCUUCGUGGUGGUAUGCAAAUCUUUGUCAAGACAUUGACUGGCAAAACUAUUACUUUGGAAGUUGAAGCCUCUGAUAAUAUUGAAAAUGUCAAGGCCAAAAUCCAAGAUAAAGAAGGUAUUCCACCAGACCAACAACGUUUAAUUUUUGCUGGUAAACAACUUGAAGAUGGUAGAACUUUAUCAGACUACAACAUUCAAAAAGAAUCUACUCUUCAUUUGGUUCUUCGUCUUCGUGGUGGAAUGCAAAUCUUUGUCAAAACAUUGACUGGCAAGACUAUUACACUUGAAGUUGAAGCUUCUGAUACAAUUGAAAAUGUAAAAGCUAAGAUUCAAGACAAAGAAGGUAUCCCACCAGACCAACAACGUUUAAUUUUUGCUGGUAAACAACUUGAAGAUGGAAGAACUUUGUCAGAUUAUAAUAUCCAAAAAGAAUCUACUCUCCAUCUCGUACUUCGUCUUCGUGGUGGUAUGCAAAUCUUUGUCAAGACAUUGACUGGCAAAACCAUUACACUUGAAGUUGAAGCUUCAGAUACCAUUGAAAAUGUGAAGGCCAAGAUUCAAGAUAAAGAAGGCAUUCCACCAGACCAACAACGUUUAAUCUUUGCUGGUAAACAACUCGAAGAUGGUAGAACACUUUCUGAUUACAACAUCCAGAAAGAGUCAACCUUACAUCUGGUAUUGCGUCUACGUGGUGGAAUGCAAAUUUUCGUUAAAACACUUACUGGAAAAACCAUCACACUUGAAGUUGAAGCUUCUGACACUAUUGAAAAUGUCAAAGCCAAGAUCCAAGAUAAAGAAGGUAUCCCACCAGACCAACAACGUUUAAUUUUUGCUGGUAAACAACUUGAAGAUGGUAGAACUUUAUCAGACUACAACAUUCAAAAAGAAUCUACUCUUCAUUUGGUUCUUCGUCUUCGUGGUGGUAUGCAAAUCUUCGUCAAAACAUUGACUGGCAAAACCAUCACACUUGAAGUUGAAGCUUCUGACACUAUCGAAAAUGUCAAGGCCAAGAUUCAAGACAAAGAAGGUAUCCCACCAGAUCAACAACGUUUAAUCUUUGCUGGCAAACAACUCGAAGAUGGCAGAACUUUGUCAGAUUAUAAUAUCCAAAAAGAAUCAACCUUACAUUUGGUUCUUCGUCUUCGUGGUGGUUAUUAAUUAUCUUCACGAAUCAACAUUAUUAAAAACUCAAUUAUCAAAAUUAAAAAAAAAUAUAAUUUCUCAUUCCAUAUUUCUAUUCUUCUUUUAUCAUUGAGUAUAAAAUAAUUACUCUUUAUUUAUUUUACAUUUUAACUUUGGUUUUUCUUGCAAAAAAAAAAAAAAAAUAUUGCAAUGAUUUAAAAAUAAAAAUUACACAAAUUAAAAUGUUUGUAUCUGUCUUCUUAUUUUUUUUAAAAAAAAACGAAUAUUCCUUCAAUCUCCUUUCAUUUACAUAGCAAUUAAUUGAAAAUUAUUUUUUUGUUUAUUAGAUAAUAAAUAUUUAAACUUCUGGACCUGAAAAUAUUAAAUAAUUUUUGUUUUUGAAAUGAAAUUUAUUAUUUUUGUAUUUACUUACCAAUAAAUCUCAAUAGGACUGGUAGAAAUAUAAGACCAUGUGAUGCACCAAUGAUAACAAUACCAAGAUACAUUCGAAAAAAAAAUACUUGAAUAAUUUGGGUUUUUGCAAAUGCAAGCACUGUUAUUCCCACAAAUUUCGUCAUAGUAAUUCCAGAGAAAACCUAUUAAUUAAAUAUCAACUGUUUUAUUAAUUUCUUUUAAAAAAUGUUAAUUAUAUUUAUCACAAAAAAAAAAAAAUAAUACUUACAGGACUUCCCAUCGUUGAUAAUGCAUCAGAUGCUUUACUAAUUCUUGAAAAUUUAAUUGAAACUAAAUACAAUCUUACAAUAUGACUGCAAAAUUCAACAGAUAUACCAACAGUCUGUAAACAAAUAAAAUUUUCUCCAUAAUAAAUUGUUUAAAUAAAUUUUAAAAAAUAUAUAUAAUACUCACCAUGACAAGAUUAACUAGAGACACUGCAUUCAAAGAAAUAUUCCACCAGUACAUAAAUCCAAGCAUGUUGAUAAUAAUCAUUGUCUCAGUAACAAGAACAACAGUUGCAGAAAAUAAUGAUAAACCAGUAAAUAAAAAUGUAACAAUAAAAACAAUAACAAGUGAUAAACCAAGAGACUUUAAAGUUUCUCUCCAAAUUGUUAAAUACUGUUCAUAAAAUACAUAAAAAACACUACAAAUAAAAAAUAUAAAAAAUUAAAAUUAACAAUUAAUUUAAAAUACAUUAUUAUAUAAAUAAAUAAUUAAACCUGUAUGGAAAAA
This is a messenger RNA of Aphidius gifuensis, 2672 nucleotides long. RefSeq names its product polyubiquitin. The coding region runs from base 147 to 1520 and encodes 457 amino acids. The transcript is spliced from 2 exons. Lineage: Eukaryota; Metazoa; Arthropoda; Insecta; Hymenoptera; Braconidae. Gene Ontology annotation, cellular component: nucleus; cytoplasm. Gene Ontology annotation, molecular function: ubiquitin protein ligase binding; protein tag activity. The record is from RefSeq and is a predicted model, not a curated record. Gene Ontology annotation, biological process: protein ubiquitination; modification-dependent protein catabolic process.